This is a messenger RNA of Linnemannia hyalina, 1647 nucleotides long. NCBI's taxonomy places the organism in Eukaryota, Fungi, Mortierellomycota, Mortierellomycetes, Mortierellales, Mortierellaceae. The record is from the annotation of a GenBank genome assembly.
AUGUCUGAACUCAGCCAGAUGCGGCAGGAGGAUGUCCUGCCUCUGAUCGUCAGCCAACUUGCCGAGUAUGGUUAUGCACAGUUGGCACAGGUGGUCGCCGAACAAACUCAUACCUCUGUGACGAUUAAGCCUAGUCCACGUCUCAGUGAGAUGCUCUUUAUCGCACAAGAGGAAUCGGUGGAGAUUGAGCCGACAGACCACACCAAACUCCAACAAGGAGCCGCCUCCGGUGCAAUGGAAGAAGAAGAUGACGAUGACGACGAUGACGAUGACGAGGAAAUGCAGGACGCCACCGCAGGAGCACCAACAGGACCCUCUGAAGGCGGGGACACCAACACCGACGCCGACACCAACACCAAAACAAAAGGAGGAAAACGUCCGGUCAUGACCCGUCUCAACCUGGACAUGGACCCGAAAUCGAGCCACCGGACCAAAGGUCCCAACCUGAAGACGGUUUACACGACGACACACAAGGAAUCGGUGACCUGUACGACGUUCAGUAAAGACGGGCGGUAUGCGGCUUCCGGAAGCGCAGAUACAUCGCUCAAGAUCUUGGACGUGAAUAAAAUGAAGCUCGUUGAUCAUGAUGGCGGCAACGAUGUUCAUCCGGUGAUUCGCACUCUUUAUGACCAUACCACCCCUGUGACGGAUUGCGAUUUCCAUCCUAACGGCCUCGUCCUCGCGGCCAGUUCAGACACUGUCGUCAAGCUUUACGAUCUCUCCAAGCCUUCCGUCAAGCGCUCCUUCCGCUACCUCCAGGACUCUCACCCGAUCACCUCGGUAUCAUUCCACCCUUCAGGCGACUUCCUCCUUGUCGGAUCUGAAUCAGAAACCGUCCGAAUCUACGACGUCAAAACUCUCCAAUGCUUCACACCCAAAGCCUUCACUGCCCCACCCCCACCGCCCACCAACCGCCAGUCUGGCAACGAUGAUUCUGCAGCGUCGGCAGCAGCGGCACAACAUCAACACCAAGUCCAACAACAGGGUCCUCAUCGUGGAGGGAUCAAUCAUAUUGAAUAUGCACCGACGGGAUCGGUUUUUAUCAGUGCGUCACAGGAUGGGUCGAUUAAAGUCUGGGAUGCGAUUUCGGGCAAGGUGGUGAGGACGAUUGAGGGUGCGCAUAGCGGGAAGGGAAGGGAGUUCUCGGGAGUGACGAGUGCUACCAUCUCAAAGAAUGGGAGGUAUAUCUUGAGUGGAGGGAUGGAUUCGUCUAGGAAGUUGUGGGAUUUGGGAAGUGGAAAGUUGAUCCAUAACUUCUUGGGUGCUACUCAGAAGAUGGAGAAGCAAUCAACGGUAUUCUCAUACAACGAAGACUUUGUCUUCAGUUCUGACGAAUCCAACAACACGAUCGUCUGCUGGGACUCGCGUUCAGGAAGCCUGGUCAAGCGGUAUGCAGGACAUCAGGGGUUGAUCCGGUCUGUGGCUGCAUCGCCGGUCGAGAAUGCGGUCAUUAGCUGUGGAGAUGAUAAUCGUGUGAGGUACUGGUGUACUCCUGCGGCCUCUGCUGCCGCCGCUGCUGCCAAUGCUAACACGCAACGUCACCACCACCAGGGACAAGGACACCAGCAGCAGCAACAGCAGCCUCAAGGACAUCAUCAGGGACAUCAGCAUCAAGGGUCUUAUGGUGGUGGGCCAGGAUCGCCUUGA